AAGUCUUUAAGAGAUGAAAAUGUAUUAUGAGAAUAUAAUUCCUCUUCGACGUAUGGAGGCUGGUGCACGGUAUAAUUUGCCAAGAAUUCUCGUUUCGGUCUUCACAAACUUGCAGUUGCAAGUUGCAACUGCAACUCUGCAAGCGGAGUGCAGUACAUAAACUCACCAGAUUUUAAAUUCUGCUUUCUGAAUUUCAUCUUUCUGCAAUUUCUCUCUCUCCCUCUAAGUAUAUUAAUUAAUUUAAUUAAAGUUCACACGAUCAUGGCAAGUCAGUCAUCUUCAUGCCCGAUACUCUGCGCUUCCUUCAAUCAAGAUAACAGUUGCUUUACAAUUGGAACGAAGGAAGGUUUUAAAAUCUUCGAUUCUAAUACAGGGAAACUCCUUUAUGAAAGAGCUGCUGGAGCAUUCAUCAUAGUUGAGAUGCUAUACAGGUCAAGUCUUCUUGCAAUUGUUGGGGCUGGUGAACAGCCAUCCUUAUCUCCUAGGAGACUAUGCUUGUUUAAUACAAUGACUGGAGUUGCUCUCCAGGAGCUGAAAUUCUUAACUUCAAUUCUUGCUGUUCGCAUGAAUAAGCAAAGAUUGAUUGUCAUAUUGCAAGAGAAGACUUUCAUAUAUGACAUUAACAGUCUAAAGAUAUUGGAUACUAUUGAUACUGUUCCAAAUUCAAGAGGACACUGUGCAUUUUCCCCAUGUUUGGAUGGUUCAUUUUUGGCUCUUCCAGCAAGUACAACAAAAGGUUCAGUGUUAGUAUACAACGUGAUGGACCUCCACUUGCACUGUGAGAUAGAUGCACAUCGCUCACCAUUAACUUCCAUGGCUCUAUCUUCAAGGGGAAUGUACAUUGCAACUGCAUCUGAGCAAGGGACCAUUGUCAGAGUUCAUCUUGUUUCAGAUGCUACCAAGUCAUACAGUUUCAGGAGGGGGACAUGCCCAUCAAUUAUCUAUUCUCUGUCAUUUGCACCAAUGACUGGACUUCCUGAUAUUGUUCUGGCCACAAGCUCUUCAGGUUCUGCUCACAUUUUCUCUCUGAGCAACACCUUGAAUCAAAGAACCAAAAGAUCAAGUGGCCUUUUUGCAUCAGUAAUACCUGAUUCUGUUUGUGAUGCAUUAGAUCCUGCUCAUCACCAUGUGCUUCAUAAUGCUGUUUCAGCUGGAGUCAAAAGUAACACACUGAUCCGCAAGACAGACAAAGUUAGUGAACCCUCAACGUCUGGAACUGUGGCAUUAAGAGCAACUAUAUCAGUAAUAACAUUAGCAGGAUAUUUUAUGGAAUAUGGGUACAGUGUCAACUAUCAGAAUGAGUCCUCCUGGGCGUUGGAGCGGGAAUUUAAUCUUUUAACAAUCACUGCAGAUAAAGGAGGUACAGCUUAGCUUCAUAGGUAACACCAGGGACGGAGCCAGAAAAUUCCGGUUGGAGAGGCCAAUGUAGUCAUAUAGUAGAGAACAUUCAAAGUGUCAGUAGACAUUAUAAUUAACCGUACAAAGUUCCAAGCUAUUAUACACGAAUCAUACAUCCAUAAAUUAUCAAAUAUAUAACUCUAGGUUAAAUACAUUCUUUCACAUUUAAGGGCUAAAAUGAAUAAUAUCUCGUAUUCAAAAUAUGUAACUUGAAUGUGAAAAUAUUUACCUGAAAUAGAGAUUUAGACAAAACUUGUUGAUUUC
Ipomoea triloba (trilobed morning glory) is the source of this 1662-nucleotide messenger RNA. Its product is annotated as autophagy-related protein 18b. Gene Ontology annotation, biological process: protein localization to phagophore assembly site; protein lipidation; nucleophagy. Gene Ontology annotation, molecular function: protein binding; phosphatidylinositol-3-phosphate binding; phosphatidylinositol-3,5-bisphosphate binding. Gene Ontology annotation, cellular component: cytosol; extrinsic component of membrane; phagophore assembly site membrane. NCBI's taxonomy places the organism in Eukaryota, Viridiplantae, Streptophyta, Magnoliopsida, Solanales, Convolvulaceae. The transcript has 12 exons. Bases 262 to 1371 code for a protein of 369 amino acids. The record is from RefSeq and is a predicted model, not a curated record.